Molecule: messenger RNA, 2472 nt
Organism: Iphiclides podalirius (scarce swallowtail)
Lineage: Eukaryota; Metazoa; Arthropoda; Insecta; Lepidoptera; Papilionidae
Source: the annotation of a GenBank genome assembly
AUGGAAACUAUAUUGAUAGACAAAGUAGCGUCAUUGUUGAUACCGACAUCACCCGAUCCGGUUCCGAACAAAGAUCAGAAAUUCUUCGAUGAUGUACACGAAAAAUUGGAGAAAGUCGAGAUAUCCAGACAAAUCGAUAAACUACAACAACCACAGCCAUGUGAGCCGAAACAGGAGCAUAAAAACGAAAGCUCCGCCAAGGAUAAGAAAAAACUCGUGAGACAAGACAGUGUACAAUCGACCGAGACUAGCCGGCCAUCCGAAAUGUCCAAUGAUUUAGAUCCUAACCACAUCAUUCCAUGCAAGUUAACAAACGCACCGGUGUUGCAACACUUUCAUCCCAUACUUAGUGGCGCUCCAUUAGAGACCAUACCAUCGCUGCCGGAGAGCAGUUUGGACCGCGCAGAGAGUUUGGACGUAGAUGGCGUAGACGAUAAGUGUGCGGUUGACACUAACAGUGCUAGCGCGUGUGGUAACUUGCAUGCAGCGUGCCGUUUUGACAGGAGCGAGCGGGAUAGAGAUAAGGGCGACAAGGAUAAAGGAUCGCCGCGUCACGCUCGUCACGAAUCCUACGGCGGUCGCGAGCCAGGGGCGGGCUCGACGCCCGCGCCGAACGCCUCGUUGAACGCUUCGUCGAUACCGAUGGGAAUACAUAGAAGGUCUUCAGACUCCGAUUUGAGCAUCACACCUAAAGGGAGCUCAUUGAAUGCAUCCUUGGGGAACGCCGGAAGCGGUGGCGGUGCGAUCCUAAGGCCGUCCAUGAACAGCAAUAACUUGGAUAUGCUGGAGUAUCCGUUCCUCACGAUGACAGAGUACCCUCCCGGGUUCAUCGUACAUAUAGGGGGCACGGUGUGCGCCCGCUCGGUGAAGCUGGUGGACGGCGGGGGCGAGAGCGCGGCCAGGGCGGCCUGGUGGGCGGAGCUCAGGACGGAGCUGCGCGCCCACGCGAGGGCGCUGCGGUGCAACGCGGUGCUGGCCUACUGCGAGCGGGUGGCCGUGAGGGAGGACGUCUGCGUGUUGUCAGCCUCUGGAACGGCAGCAGUGAUCAACCUGGAUUGCGACUUUGUAAACGAAGAGACGCCCAUUACAGCGGGCGCCGGCAGGACGGUGAUCGAGGAGUUGGAGAUGGAGAGCUGCUGCGCUGCCCACGUGCCCUAUUCGCCAGGCGUCGGGCCAUAUCGGGCCGAGUUAGCGGCCUGCGGCGGCUGCAGGCGAGCCCGCGUGCCAACAGUUCUACUGGCUACCUGUGCGAAGCCCAGCAGACUGGUCGCUUACUCCAAGGCAGUCACUCUUACUGCGGUGGCGGCGCGCGUGCGGCGGGCGCCGCCGGCGGCCGAGCCCGGCGCGCGCGACAUCUCCGACCAGCUGCCCUUCCUCGAGUACGAGCUGCACAAGCUGUUGCUCGCCAAGCUGCGCAUGCAGGGAGCGAACGCGAUCUUCUCACUGCAGACCCAAAUCGCCAUUGGUGAGCGUUGCGUGAUGGCGCUCGCCAGUGGCACUGCCCUACGGCUGGCCGCCUUGCCAGCACCAACACCACCCACCAUCAAGCAGGCGUCAGAAAGCGACAAAAACGCACUGGAGAUCCAGAGGGCGUUGUGGGACGCCUUCCACGCGAAUCGAGUUGCCAACGGUUACGAUGCGGGUCCCCCGGAGCAGGGCUGCAACGGAACGGUGGCCGAGACCGAGGAGCCACCAGCCCUGGAGCUCAGCGCCGACAAGGACGCCUGCGUCCUCGAGCUGGACGAGGCGGAAGACGUGGAGACAGCUAAAUCCCUUGCGGUACGCCACAGCGGCAUGCAGGUGUAUACGCCGAGCUUAAGAGCCGCGAGGGGCGCUCCGCCUCACGCUUUUAUGCAGGUGUGGCGCACUCGGCUGGGCGCGUGCGGCGGCGAGCGGCUGGCGGCGCGCGCCCUGGCCGGCGCCGCCUACAAGCUGCGCCGGCUGCAGCCGGCCGCGCUCGCCGCGCCCCACUUCCACCUCGACCUGCCCGAGGACGAGAUCCAGCUGGUGGUGUCGGGCACCGCCAUCCCCCUGGCCGGGGCCGGGCGCGGCGAGGCGCUGGGCGCCGCCCGCCCCGAGCCGGAGGACGACAUCUUCGCGCUGGACGAGGAGCAGCUCGCGAAGCCGCCCGAGCCCGUCGCCGACGACAGGCCCAGCGCCGGCCAGGCCCCGUCCAGGGUGUCGCUGACGAGCCUGGGCGUCGUGGCGGGCGGCAGCUCGAGGCGCGUGUGCGCUCUUCGGCUGCUCUUCGUCCGCGAGACUACAGGAAUUCGCGAGCUGGGCGGCCUCAGCGGCUUCCUGCACACCUUCGCCUGCGAGGUGCUGGCGAUAGUACGCGCCUACACCGCCGCUUUAGGUGGCAACGCGCUCACAUCCUUCUACAUUACGCAGCUGAUGUUGCAGGACAACGCGCACAAGAAUCAGGGUCAGUGUCUUCUAUCAGUUGGCGGUGAUGUCGUCCACGUGACUUAU